AUGAUAAGCUUCUGGCGACAUCUUCACCACUGGGAUUUUGGAGCUUCCAAUGCCAACAACGACACAAUGUAUGAUGAAGAGAAUCUUGGUCGGAAUUCUGGAUUAUUGCAAUACCCGCGACGGAGUUUCCGACUGGUACGAAGGCCGAAAAGGGCUACGGUGCUUAUCCUUGUGAUAGACCUGAUGGUCGUCUGGCUGCUACUCCAGAUCUUCCAGCCUCUUAUCAUUCUGCUACGGAGAAAUGAAGAGCUGUUCGGGUCUCGAGUAGCCCUGCACACCAACUAUACGCCAGAUGAUCGGCAUCAAACGAACUCAUCGUGGGAGAUACCGCAAAUCCUACACCAAACCACCGCCAACGAAACGAUACCAGACAAGUGGAUUGAGUCGCAGAAGAGCUGCAAAGAAGCAUAUUCAGAUUUUGAGUACAAGCUAUGGACCGAUGAGUUGGCUCGACAAUUCUUUUCCGUUGAAUACCCCUGGUUCGUGGAUAUCUGGGAUGCCUACGCCUUCCCAAUCCAGCGUGCAGAUGCUAUACGCUAUUUUGUUCUGUAUCAUUUUGGUGGUGUCUACCUCGACAUGGACACCUGGUGCAACCGGAGCUUUCCCAUUCACCAAAUUGAAGCCGACACAUCGAAGUACGCCUUGUUCAAGUCAACAGCGCCGACAGGUGUGACCAACGACUUCAUGAUCACCUCUGCCCGGCAUCCAAUCUAUGCCGCGGCAAUUGCCAAACUACCUAUCUUUCAUGCGAUAACUCGCUUAUGGGCUCGAUGGGAGCCCCACUGCGCCAUUAUGAUAUCCGCCGGGCCCAUGUUUCUCACUCUCGUGAUAAAGAAUUACUUGCUUGAGCAGCCUUCGCUACCCUCGCCGACUGUGGGGGUCAUCAAUGCAACGGAGUUAGCGCCGUUCACCACCGAUCUAGAGAGCAGCACUUGGCAUCGAUCAGACACACGUGUGUUCAUGUGGAUUGGACAUAGGCCAUGGACUUGGUUCUUCAUGGGAGCGAUUGGAUUGGCUGUUGGCUUGUAUGUCUUCCACCGUGUAUUGACGAUUAUUCUUGGUCGUGUGCUUCGUAAGGUCGAGUCCGGCCCCUGCAACCCAAAGCUGGCCAAGGCAUCAUGA
Penicillium samsonianum is the source of this 1122-nucleotide messenger RNA. RefSeq names its product glycosyltransferase family 32 protein. The transcript is spliced from 2 exons. Gene Ontology annotation, molecular function: mannosyltransferase activity. NCBI's taxonomy places the organism in Eukaryota, Fungi, Ascomycota, Eurotiomycetes, Eurotiales, Aspergillaceae. The record is from RefSeq and is a predicted model, not a curated record. Gene Ontology annotation, biological process: mannosyl-inositol phosphorylceramide biosynthetic process. The coding region runs from base 1 to 1122 and encodes 373 amino acids.